Molecule: messenger RNA, 765 nt
Organism: Oenanthe melanoleuca
Lineage: Eukaryota; Metazoa; Chordata; Aves; Passeriformes; Muscicapidae
Exons: 5
Coding region: 43-765 (240 amino acids)
Source: RefSeq, a predicted model, not a curated record
CAGGGGACGGGUGGCCCCAGCAGCGAGUGACAGCGAGUGCCCAUGGCCGGGGACACCGGGAUGGCCGGGAAGGUGGCGCUGCUGCUGUGGGCCCAGACCGUGUUCCUCGCUGGUGCCACCCAGCUCCUGGUGCAGCCCCCCUGGACUCCGGCGGUGCUGUGGGACCGGGUGACACUGACCUGCCAGGGCUCGGGGACCGCCGGGGACACCCUCUGGUACAAGGAGGGGCGGCGCUGGGAGCCGGAGGGACGCGACAGCUUCACUGUCACCGAGAGUGGCAGCUACAGCUGUGAGAGACCCAGGGCUGGGUUCAGCCCCCGAGUGACGGUCUCAGAUGGUGAGAGGGGGUUUGGGUGUCCCCACCCCGGCACCCUCGGGGACACCAAGGGCUCGAGGUGGGCUGAGCUCCAUGGGUCACCCCCUGGUGUCACCAGAGCCUCCUCAAUCUCAGCUGCCUCAGCACCCCCAGCCCCCUGCGGCCCCCAGCCCCCCUCCUGUACCGCUUCUACCGGGACGGGCAGUCGGUGGGGGGCCCGCAGGGGUCCCCGCAGCUCCUGGUGCCCGCCGUGGGGGUCUCCCACUCGGGGAAUUACAGCUGCGAGGUGCGCUCCGAGGGGGGAACCGUGCGGAAGAGCAGCGCCCGGCUCGGCGUCACGGUGCGCAUGCCCGUGGCCGCUGGACACCCCUGGAGCUCAGGUGGGGUCACUCGGGGUCGUUGGGAUUGCAGGAGCCCUGCAGGGACAGGACUUUUACUCAGGCUCCUGA